Messenger RNA from Acanthoscelides obtectus, 956 nucleotides. The record is from the annotation of a GenBank genome assembly. Lineage: Eukaryota; Metazoa; Arthropoda; Insecta; Coleoptera; Chrysomelidae.
AUGAAAAAAUCUCAUUAUAUUCAAAAAAAUUUGAUUUUUUACCAUUUAUUGUCAUUGUAUAACCCUUCAAGAGCUAUUUUUAUUAUUACAACUGGAUUAGAGCAAGGUUUCCAGAAUCCCAUGUUGUUGCUUGCCAUAAUCCAAGAAAGUAUUACGCCUCAUGGAGUUCAUGGAAUGCAUUACAAAGGAUUAUACCUGACGCGACUUUUACUACUAUUAGCAUUACAAAUGAUUAUGGCUGGCGCGACUUGUACUACUAUUAGUGUGACCAACUCCUCAAACCCAGAAUAAUUGCAAAUUCGUGCUACCGCUGGGCAUGAUGAGAUAACCUAAGAUGGUCUUGAAAUAUAUAUUCAAGUAAGUAUCUUGUCAAUCUCUAAUAAAAGUAAAAACAUGAGAAAUGAUCUUCAAUUUUCUUACAGAUGGACUUCUAGCAGUUUUCCCUACUCAAGCAAGGAAAUGAGAAAGCUAGUUGUAAGAACUCGUGAGGGGGCAUGUUUUACUAAGGAUCUCGGACAUGAAAAACACUACAACACACAUUCAAAUAGGUGAGAGCCAGAAAGAAAUGAUGGAAAACACAAUCUGAAUGAGGUAAUUUUACUUUCAUCACGUUUGUUUCUUUUUUGAAUGUUAUUUAAAUGAUGAAUUUUUUACCGCCCCAGUCUGAUAUUGCAUGACUGAUUGGUUUUUCUGAAAAAAUAACUUCAUUUAAAAGCGUGUAUUAUUAGAAGAUAUGGAUUAGAAACGACCUUCACAUCACAUCUUUGUUUAAUGUGUGAAAAGUAUUUUAUAUCAAAUUUAGUGUGUUAUCACGAGUGGUUUUACUGUAGCCGCUAGAGGGCGCUCUCUACUGUACCUGUAGUGUAUUAAAAUGACCGAAAAAAUUCUCCUUAGUGCAAUUUUUUGCUUUUUGAAUAAAAAAACUGAUUCUUCACACUUUUCAACAUAAAAAGCUC